Messenger RNA from Danaus chrysippus (African queen), 1635 nucleotides. Lineage: Eukaryota; Metazoa; Arthropoda; Insecta; Lepidoptera; Nymphalidae. The record is from the annotation of a GenBank genome assembly.
AUGUCUGUUUCGAUUCAUAACAAUGUGGUCUCAGGUCCUGAAGAAGUACCUAUACCUGCCCAUUUAUCCUAUGGUCAGUUUUUAUUUGAUAAAUUAAAGGCGGGCGGAAAUAAAAUCGCGCAAAUAAGUGCGGAGACUGGAGAAUCUGUUACUUAUCGUAAUAUUCUUCAGAAUAGUGUUAAUUUGGCUGUGGCUCUACAGGAGUUGGGUUUAAAGAAGGGUGAUGUAGUGUCGCUCAGUUGUGAAAAUCGCUUUGAAUUCACCGUUGCCUCUUUAGCUGUAAUCUUUGCUGGAGGAGUUUUAUCAACUCUAAAUGUUACAUAUUCGCCAGGUGAAAUCUCCCAUGUAUUCCAAAUCACAAAGCCGAAGUUUAUUUUCACAUCGCCGAUCACUGCACAGAACAUGUACGACUGCAGCAAGGAUCUGACGUUUGUGAAGAAUUUGAUUUUGCUUGGUGAAUAUGACAUUGUACCCGCCGUGUUCUACAAUGAUUUAGUCAAGAAACACUGUGAUAUAGAUGAUUUCACUAUGGUAGAUGUGAACGGAGCCGAAGAUACUGUUGCCGUUAUGUGUUCAUCGGGAACAACUGGUUUACCAAAGGGUGUUAUGUUAACCCAUGUAAAUUUUCUUACACUAUCAGCUCAUAUGAAAUAUUAUUUGGAGACGUCUCAAGAGAAAAGGAAACAUAAUGUGAUAACAGCCCUGUCUUUGAUCCCUUGGUUUCAUGCUUAUGGAUUUAUUACAACAUUAGCCGUUAUGUGCCUUCAUGUGGAGGUCGUAUUUCUUGUUAGAUUUGAAGAGGAACAAUUUCUUGAAACAAUACAGAAAUACAAGAUAAACAUGACCACUAUAGUACCACCACUCGCUGUGUUCCUUGCAAAACAUCCUCUGGUAGCAAAGUAUGAUCUGAGCUCGUUGAAUGAAAUGUGGUGCGGAGCUGCUCCACUGUCCAAGGAAAUACAGACGCUUGUCGCUAAAAGAACUGGUAUUGAUUUCAUCAAGCAAGGCUACGGACUGACAGAAGUUACGAUGGCCUGUUGUGUAGAUUUAGUCGGCAGAAGUAAGGCUGGCUCAUGUGGUACUCCUGCACCGGGGAUGAAGAUCAAGGUGAUAGACACUGAAACUGGUAAAAAACUAGGUCCCAAUGAAGAAGGUGAAUUGUGUAUCAAAUCCCCUCUCCGUAUGAAAGGAUAUUUGGGUGAUAAGGCAUCUGGUGAUGCUAUGAUUGAUGAAGAAGGAUACGUUAAGACAGGAGAUAUAGGAUACUAUGACAAGGAAGGAUACUUCUAUAUAGUUGAUAGACUCAAAGAACUCAUCAAAUAUAAGGGUUUCCAGGUGGCUCCAGCGGAGUUAGAAUCUUUACUGCUACAACACAGUGCAGUGUCAGAUUGUGGUGUUGUAGGGAAACCUGAUGAAUUGGCCGGGGAACUCCCGGUGGCGUUUGUAGUCAAGCAACCGGGAACCAAUAUACAGGAACAGGAAAUUAUUGAUUACAUAGCUAAGAAGGUAUCUCCAGCCAAACGUUUACGAGGCGGCGUUAUAUUUGUUGACGAAAUACCAAAGAAUCCAUCAGGUAAAAUUCUGAGAAGGGAAUUAAGGAAAAUGUUGUCCGCAAACAUUAAAAGCAAGCUGUAA